Nematolebias whitei (Rio pearlfish) is the source of this 1858-nucleotide messenger RNA. It is a transcript of the gene camk2d1, whose product is annotated as calcium/calmodulin-dependent protein kinase (CaM kinase) II delta 1. The record is from RefSeq and is a predicted model, not a curated record. Gene Ontology annotation, molecular function: ATP binding; calcium/calmodulin-dependent protein kinase activity; calmodulin binding. Gene Ontology annotation, cellular component: cytoplasm; neuron projection. Lineage: Eukaryota; Metazoa; Chordata; Actinopteri; Cyprinodontiformes; Rivulidae. Gene Ontology annotation, biological process: protein phosphorylation.
CCAGGAGCCGCUGGAGUCUGCUGCGAGCCGGAACCAGGCGUAACGAUACCGAGCACGAGCCAGAACUCAUCCAGAACCAACUCGGCGCUUCGCUCUUCAUUCUUUUGCUUCUCCAGGAGACGAAAAGUGACAUCUUAGGACGCAGCGGGGACAAGACAAAGGCUCUGUGAGUGUGAAAGUGACGGGGCUCACGUGAACAUGACGUCCAGCACCUGCACCAGGUUCACCGACGAGUACCAGCUGUACGAGGAGCUGGGCAAGGGAGCCUUCUCUGUGGUGAGGAGGUGCAUGAAGAUCUCCACAGGGCAGGAGUAUGCUGCUAAGAUAAUAAACACCAAGAAGCUAUCUGCACGAGAUCAUCAGAAGCUGGAGCGAGAGGCCAGGAUCUGCCGCCUGCUCAAACACCCCAACAUUGAGUCACGGGAGGUGAGCUGUUUGAGGACAUUGUUGCUCGAGAGUACUACAGUGAAGCUGAUGCCAGUCAUUGCAUACAGCAGAUCCUAGAGGCGGUACUCCACUGUCACCAGAUGGGUGUGGUUCAUCGGGACCUAAAGCCAGAGAAUUUGCUUCUAGCCAGCAAGUUGAAGGGAGCAGCUGUGAAGCUGGCAGAUUUUGGCUUGGCUAUAGAGGUGCAGGGAGACCAGCAGGCUUGGUUUGGUUUCGCUGGUACACCAGGGUACUUGUCACCUGAGGUGCUGAGGAAAGAUCCUUAUGGCAAGCCUGUGGAUAUGUGGGCCUGUGGUGUGAUCCUCUACAUACUGCUUGUGGGAUAUCCUCCGUUCUGGGAUGAGGACCAGCACAGACUCUAUCAGCAGAUUAAAGCUGGAGCUUAUGAUUUCCCUUCUCCUGAGUGGGACACUGUGACCCCAGAAGCCAAAGACCUGAUCAACAAGAUGCUCACCAUCAACCCUUCUAAGAGAGUCACUGCCACAGAUGCCCUCAAACACCCCUGGAUCUGUCAACGUUCCACUGUGGCCUCGAUGAUGCACAGACAGGAGACUGUGGAGUGCCUCAAGAAAUUCAACGCCAGAAGGAAACUCAAGGGAGCUAUUCUGACGACUAUGCUCGCUACUCGCAACUUUUCAGCCAAGAGCCUGCUGAACAAAAAACCAGAUGGUGUCAAAAUCAACAACAAGGCUAAUGUGGUCACCAGCCCCAAAGAGCCUGUCCCCACACCUUCUCUGGAGCCUCAAACCACUGUUAUCCACAACCCAGCUGAUGGAAACAAGGAGUCCAGUGAAAGUGCGAACACCACCAUUGAGGAUGAGGAUGUGAGAGCUCGAAAGCAGGAAAUCAUUAAAGUGACAGAACAGCUGAUUGAAGCCAUCAACAACGGAGACUUUGAGGCCUACACGAAGAUAUGUGAUCCUGGCCUCACUUCCUUUGAGCCGGAGGCUUUGGGCAACUUGGUGGAGGGCACAGACUUCCAUCGUUUCUACUUUGAGAACGCUCUGUCCAAAGGGAAGCAGUCCAUCCACACCAUCCUGCUCAACCCCCACGUCCACCUGAUUGGAGACGAGGCCGCCUGCAUCGCCUACAUCCGCCUCACUCAGUACAUCGAUGGCAAUGGCAUGCCCCGCACCAUGCAGUCAGAGGAGACCCGUAUAUGGCACCGCCGCGACAGCAAGUGGCAGAAUAUCCACUUCCACCGCUCCGGGUCCCCCACCGUCCCCACCAACUGAGUCCACGAUCUUCCACUCCUCCAGCCUGCAGCAGUCGACGGACCAAACCCUGCCUUCCAUACAGCCAUGAAGCCCCUCAGCCAAGCCCCGCCCACCUCUGCUAAAGCCCCGCCCCCAGUGUGUUGUUUACAUAUUGUUGCUGCUGUUGGACUCGAGGACCUCGCUCACGUGAAAAC